UUACUGACGUGCGUCCUCGGUCAGUCGAACGCGUGCAUACAGUUAGCUACGAGCUAGUACCGCUCGUCUUCGUUCACUGAUAAACACUUACAUCCCUGGGUAGAAAGAAGGUAGCAAGAAUAAUUAUCAGUGUCAGUUGGAGAUCGUGUCGCAAACCUGACUUAAUCGUAAAAUUGGAAUUAAGUGAUAUACAUAUAUUAAUUCGUUGACAAAAUCCAUAAGUGAAUGGUGAGGGAUUUUUGAGGGAGGAGCUACGACGGGAAACGAACGGUGGGGAUUCUGAGAAAUUUAUGAUUCGAUUAUGCGUUGAUAUUUUUUAUGAUAGCGGUUGUAUCGCAACGUCAGUAGGGCCAAGUAUUAAGUGAUAUAUUGGUGCGUGUCCAAGAGAAAGUACGGAUUAACAUGCGGUGCGAAACGCGCUCGACGCGAUCGGAAAUGCGAGUGUACGCGACGGUCUUCCUGGUGGUGUGCUGCUUCCUGUGUCUCCCAUGUUCAGGCGAGGAGCCAAAAGCGAGCAAUACCUUGUCAUCUUCGAUAGGCAACAGCACGGCAGCUCAGAUAGCAGCGGGCGAGCAGCGGCUCGGGGAUCAGAUUCGUGCGAUUCUCAAGCAUUAUCAGCAAGCGGAUCCGGUCGGGCUGCCGGGCGCGCCGAUACCGGAUCCGAUGCCAGUGCCGGAUAUGAAGCAUUCCUUCUCCAUAUACACGAUGAAUUUUAGGAAGAUCAAUGUUUACGGACUGACCAAGUUCCGUAUCGAGCACGUAAAAUCAGAACUGGCACAUAUGCAGGUAUCCGUCGCAGUAAAGAUCGAUGUUCUUGAUAUUCGUGGAUUAUACACAUUGGCGUCGUGGCUCUCGAGGUCCGAGGGCGAUUUUAUGGUGACACUCACUGGCGUAAACGUUAAUGGUGUUGCCAGACUAGAAGUGGGCACCGAUGGCAAAUUACAAGCUCAGGACAUCGACUUGGAUUUGACUUUCAAUAAGAUUGACCUGGACUUCAAGAACUUAGGAUUCCUCGGUUCAGUUUUUCAAGGUGUCAUCAAUUCUGUCGGAACCUUCAUAUUUGACAGCAUCAAACCAUUUAUAUUGAAGGAAGUUAAUACAAACGUGAGGGGCGAAGUGAACAAGCAGAUAUCACAAUUACCGCAAUACUUUCCGAAUUCGAUUUCACCCUUCGAUAUGGCAAUCGCAGAAGCCCGCAAGCAAGUUUCUCAGAUGGGCUAUGAUCCGUACAAGCUAAAGGAUUAUACUCAGAGCGUCGGUGUAUUCACCGUGACCUCGUCGCAUACCUGGAUCACUGGUCUGGCUAGUUUCUAUCGCAUGGGAAACAUAACUAUUACCAUGGAGAAUGGAACUGUAUACGCACUCCUGGACGUCGGCACCCAGGAACUGGAGGGCAAAACGCACUGGGAGGUGAGCGUGAUCGGCGGUUUCCUGUCGCGCGCCGGCACCGUGUCCUUCACCGUCCAAUACUUCCGGGUGCAAGUGAAGCUGAGCCAGCCGCUGGACACGCGGAAGCGCGCCACUUUGGAGGAGCUGGAGCUCGAAUUGGGCAACAUCCAAGCGAGAAUCCACGGCGCCGGCACGUUCGAUUAUCUCGUGGAAGCGAGCGUUAAUAUACUGCCGAACCUUUUAAGAUAUCAGAUCAUGGACGCGAUCGAGGGACCGUUGAGGAGACGCAUACAAGACGAGUUGGACACGGUAGACAUGGAGAAAUUGAUCGAUGAGAAAAUUCCGGUGAUCGAGGAGCAGGCUAGGUGGAUGCAGGGUUUUGUACCUGCAGAGGAAACGAUCUUAGAGGAACCCACGUUGUCACCGCACAGUCAAGACGAUCAAAUGCCGUUUUCUGAGAGCGAAGAGGAACGAGGGCCAUCGUAAGAAAGGCGUCGAUGAAUCACAAUCGAACGUUCAAGCUGUUAACCCCCCAGACGGCCAAUAAUUCGGGAUAAAUUCCCAUUUAUAAUGUAAGCACGUAUUGUACAUCACGCGUGAUGUAUGCGUGUAUUUUAUAUAAUUCGUGUACAUUUUGAUUUUUUAAAUGUUCUGUAUAAUUUAUAAAUAGAAUUCCUUUUCAUGAAUCAUAAAUCGACCGAGAGCAAGCUUCGCAGCUCAGAAAAGAAUGGAAGAAUUGAAAAAUGUAUGCACGUCUUUGUGACACAUUUGACAAACAUGCGCAAUUUAUGUUCGAUGAAUAAUUCAGUUACGACUUGACAAAAUAUUCAAUAACGAAAUUGACGAAAUAUCUAUUGUGGCCUAUAUUUUUUUCAUGCGCAUAGAUUUUUAUGUGUAUAAUAUCAUAAAUAUAUCAAUAGAAGAUGAAUAUUUAAUAAGAAUGAAUUUUUAAGAAUAAAUUGACCUCCAAAUCAAACCACUUUAAUUUAUACUAAAAAACAAAUAUUUAUCAAAUUUACAAUUAUAGAAUACAAAUUAAAUUAUAUAAUUGCAAAUUUAUUAUACAAUUAUAUAAAAUUCCACAUUUGAUGAUUAUUAAAAAAAAUAAAAUCAAGAGAUUAAAUCACUUUUAUCAAAAGGAACAUUACUAGUAUUAUUAAAAACAUUAUAAUUAUAACUGCAAAAUUAUAAGUGUUAUGUAUAAAUGGUUAGAGGCAAGGUUGUUCGACAAUAUAAUAACAGCAUACAAAUU
Molecule: messenger RNA, 2641 nt
Organism: Wasmannia auropunctata (little fire ant)
Lineage: Eukaryota; Metazoa; Arthropoda; Insecta; Hymenoptera; Formicidae
Exons: 6
Coding region: 403-1875 (490 amino acids)
Molecular function (GO): lipid binding
Source: RefSeq, a predicted model, not a curated record